Molecule: messenger RNA, 4071 nt
Organism: Microcebus murinus (gray mouse lemur)
Lineage: Eukaryota; Metazoa; Chordata; Mammalia; Primates; Cheirogaleidae
Source: RefSeq, a predicted model, not a curated record
GAGCGCGCCCCCAGCGCAGUGCCCGCGGCGACCGCGGCCGUGGCUGGUGCUCCGGAGCGUGGCGGGCACUCUCCGCCCGCGCGGGGGCACCAGAGCCCUCGGAAGUGUCAGGCACUGCGGUGCAUUUUCUCAGUUCCCUUUUAAAUGACUGCGGAAAAACAGACUCUCCGAGCCGCAAAUGGAAAGACGGAUUCUCAGACAAGGCUUGCGAAUGCCCCGCAGCCAUCAUUUAACUACGCCCGCAGAGCAGUUACGGUGUGUCACCCGACCCUGCCGCAUCUCCUCAUUUGUCCCUAGUGAGACCCCGAGGCUCUGCCAGCGCCAGGUUUCUUGGUAGCUGGGUGCAUAAGGUGCGCCGGGCCCCGCGGGCGCAGGGCACGCGUUUGCGCACACCCGCGCACACAUGAACACGCGCAAGAGCUGAACCCAGCCCGGUUUCCAUUUCAAAAAGGGAGACAGCCAGCCUCUGCUGCGAUGGUAGAAGACACGGUGUGAAUUAGGGACCAGGAGGCGUCAAGCAGCGGAACGGUUCAUCUCAGAGCCUCGAGGUGUGUGCCGGAUCCCUGUGCGCCUCUAGCCAGAAGCCUGCGCCUCGGAGAGUCCCGGGCAGCGCCCGGCGCGCCGGGCCAUGCAGCGACGGCCGCGGCGGAGCUCGCAGCGGCGGUAGCGCCCCCUGUGAGGCGGCCCGCGAUGCCCCGGCCGCUGUGAACUGUGCAGCCCGCCCGAACGCGCGCCGCCCGGGCCGGCUCAGCCUUGGGCACUCUGGACUGCGAGCGGCCGCGACGAGCAGCCAGGAGUCGAUAGAGCUGCAGGCGCGGGGAAGGCCUGCCCGCACAGGUGGGGGAAGCCGGCCGGUGCAGCAGCGCGGGGACAGACACUCGGGCUGGCGCUGGCGGCGAGGGAUGUCGUCCUGGACGAGGUGGCGUGGACCCGCCAUGGCGCGGCUCUGGGGCUUCUGCUGGCUGCUUGCGGGCUUCUGGAGGGCCGCUCUCGCCUGCCCCACGUCCUGCACGUGCGGCGCUUCUCGGAUCUCCUGCAGCGACCCUUCCCCUGGCAUCGUGGCAUUUCCGAGGCUGGAUCCUAACAGUGCAGAACCUGAGAACAUCACCGAAAUUUUCAUUGCAAAUCAGAAAAGGUUAGAAAUCAUCAAUGAAGAUGAUGUUGAAGAUUACGUGGGACUAAAAAAUCUGACCAUUGUGGAUUCUGGAUUAAAAUUUGUGGCUCAUAAAGCAUUUCUCAAAAACAGCAACCUGCAGUACGUCAAUUUUACCCGAAAUAAACUGACGAGUUUGUCUAGGAAACAUUUCCGUCACCUUGACUUGUCUGAGCUGAUCCUGGCGGGCAAUCCAUUUACAUGCACCUGUGACAUUAUGUGGAUCAAGGCUUUCCAUGAGAGUAAAUCCAGUCCAGAACCUCAGGAUUUGUACUGCCUGAAUGAAAGCAGCAAGAAUAUUCCCCUGGCAAAUCUGCAGAUACCCAAUUGUGGUAUGCCAUCUGCAAGCUUGACUGCACCUAACCUCACCGUGGAGGAGGGAAAGUCUAUCACCUUAUCUUGUAGUGUGGCAGGAGAUCCAGUUCCGAUUAUGUACUGGGAUGUUGGUAAUCUGGUUUCCAAACAUAUGAAUGAAACAAGCAACACACAGGGCUCCUUAAGGAUAACUAACAUUUCAUCUGAUGACAGUGGAAAGCAAAUCUCUUGUGUGGCAGAAAAUCUUGUAGGAGAAGAUCAAGAUUCUGUCAACCUCACUGUGCAUUUUGCACCAACUAUCACAUUUCUCGAAUCUCCAACCUCAGACCACCACUGGUGCAUUCCAUUCACUGUGAAAGGCAACCCCAAACCAGCGCUUCAGUGGUUCUAUAACGGGGCAAUAUUGAAUGAGUCCAAAUACAUCUGUACUAAAAUACAUGUUACCAAUCACACGGAGUACCAUGGCUGCCUCCAGCUGGAUAAUCCCACCCACAUGAACAAUGGGGACUACACUCUCAUAGCCAAGAAUGAGUAUGGGAAGGAUGAGAAACAGAUUUCUGCUCACUUUAUGGGCUGGCCUGGAAUUGAUGAUGGUGAGUACCUGAUGCUUUUGCAUGUGGGGAGAGGAUAGGGUGUAGCACUCAACCACUGACAAAAUCAUGUGAACAAUAAACCAUCCACAAACCCAGAGUCUUAAAACUCCAUUAUGUGGUCUCACUCAUGGGUCUGUAGGUCAGCUAGAGUGGUUUUGUUCCAUAUAUAUUUAUUCUGGCAUGCAAGGUGAAGAAGAAGCAAAUACUGCUUCUUACGCAAGUAGGAGAUCUGCUUCUUAUGCAAGCACAGAAUGAACAAGGACAACUGGAAAUAUGUAUGUGAGGCUUCUUAAGGGCUAGGUUCAGGGUUCUUCAGUCUGUAUGCCACUGGCUAACAAAGCAAGUCUUUGGGCCAAAGCCAGGUCGAGGGGCAGGGAAUUGUACUCCUCCUAAGAAGGUGAGGAGGGGAGUGAAUACUUUUGAAUAGUUAUCUGAUAUAUACAAGAUUACUAAUUAUUGUAGAGUGCUUGGAUAUUUCACGAGACAAGGAUUAUUAUCAUAAUCACAAGUGUUUAGUGAGAUUUUGUACCCGUGAUGGUAAAACUCAUGCAAAAACAUAAACAAAGGAACUGUGUUUGGUUGGCUUAUGAAAUAUUUAAGAUUUAUUUUCUAGCCCCUUAUCCGUUGGAAUAGAGAAUCCUGCUUUCUUAUUCACGAGCAGGAAACCAGUGUUCUGGACUGUUUUGCUUAUCUGGGUUGAGUUGACCAUCACCUUAUCAGAUCCUGAGUUGUUUUUCUAGGAGUGGUGAUGGUAUCUAUCUGGAGCUUGGCUUGGGGAAAGAUCGCUAGCAUCAGGGGUCCCCUAUGUGGCCAGGAGGAGAGAAUCACCGUGAGCUUCAGUAACAGUGGGACAAUUGUCCUGUGUUCACCUGCUUCAGAUAAUGUCCUGCAGUAGAGUAUUCUUACCUGCUCAAUCUUGUUGCCCAAAUGCUUGCUACCAGGGUGGGGGCGGAGGCCUGGCCUUUAUUUGGAUGUCAGGACCUGUACAUGAGUAGAGCUCCUCACUCUAAUAGCUCUGAGUUAGUUCAAGUCGCACAGAGAUGAGUUGGUAGAGAGAAGGGAGAAUAGAAACCUGGAGACCUGUGGGGCAGGGGCUGCUUGGGCAACAUGUCGUUGUGUGGCUCACAGGGGGCGCCACGGACAAAGGUGCCCCCAUGCAAAGCCACCUUUGCCAAAUAGUGAAUGAGAACGCAGUACUUCUCAUUACAAAAUAAGUUCCUACUAUCCUGCUGUUUACUAAAGAUCUCUUUAAACGUACAGGCUCCAGUAGUGUUUUCAAAAUGUGAUUUGAAUUAUGUAAGUUUGAUUUACAAACAGCCCUUCAGGAACACAUAAAAUGAGCUAUGUUUGGACGUGAUACUCAGACACCCCUGGCUGCUGUUGUCUUUUGCAUUAAAUCUUUCUCUUAAUUGAGAGUUUAGCUGCUUGGCUAUAGUUGCUGUAGUAAGUCUCUAUAUUACUGUGUUUCUCCCUGCAUCAUUGAGGGAAUAAUGACUUCAUAGUUAAAUCUGGGGACUCUGAUUUGGGACAACGCUUUUUAUUCCUUCUUGAAUAAACUUCUUAUUUGUGAAUAAUUUUAGACUUGCAGAGACGUUGCAAAGGUAGUACAGAGAGUUCCCAGUAUCACCCCACCCCCCACUACUAACAUCUUACUACUAAGAGACUUAUAUUGGUACAUUACUAGUAAUUGAACUUUAGACUUUAUUUGCAUUUUGUCAAUGGCCUUUUGAAACUGUCAGGGUGAAACUUGAUUCAUGGUGAAGGUCUAGAGUUUAAAAGCUAUCAGAAGUGAUCUGUGUCCUUUGAUAUAUACACAGUACUUACUGUCAGUGUAAAGCCAGUAGCUUCUGUUUUAGGUAAGAUUUUGAUGUAUUUUCUUUUGAACAUUUCUAUAUAGCAUUAAUAUUUGGUAGAGCUGAACUCCUUUUAUCCAUGUGGCCUCAUUUUUAUUGAUAUCUCUGUUCAUUUUAACUUAGCUAGUGAUAGGAAAAGAAAAUUGUUUUUCUGGCA